This is a messenger RNA of Didymella exigua CBS 183.55, 831 nucleotides long. RefSeq lists its product as uncharacterized. NCBI's taxonomy places the organism in Eukaryota, Fungi, Ascomycota, Dothideomycetes, Pleosporales, Didymellaceae. Bases 1 to 831 code for a protein of 276 amino acids. The transcript has a single exon. The record is from RefSeq and is a predicted model, not a curated record.
AUGGCCCUGCUGAAGCGCGACUCUGCUGCCCGCGACGCAAAACCGCGCGACGCCUCCGCCUCCGCCUCCGCCGCCGCCGCCUCGCCCCUGGCCCGCGUCAUGCGCGAGUUUGAGCAGCUGGUGCUGGACUUUGAGCGCGGCCUGCAGCGCUCGCUCGAGGACCCCCGCGCCGCCGCGCAGCACGACGCGCGCCACUGGUGCAGCGACGACGUCCGGCGCCAGGCCUGCCGCCUGGCCAUCUCCGACCUCAGCGACAGGUACGCCCGCAAGCACAUCCGCCGCUCCCUCAAUGCCGCCGAGUCUGAGGGCAAGCGCGUCGAGGAGCAGCUGCACGACCUUUCGCUGGCCGCCACCCCGCACCGCGACAACGAGCUCGGCAUACACAACGGCUACUUCCGCUUGUAUUCGACCGAGCUCUUCGACCUGCUCGGCCAGCCCACCAACCUGCGCCUCGGCACCCUGCGCUUCCACAAGCACGACACAGCGCUCGCCUGCGACGACUCCCAGUCGACUGGCAUGGCCGUCGAGCUCGCCCUGAACAAUGCCUUCUUCGUCGCCGACUCUGAAGAGACACUGCCCUACCAUACCUUCCGCAUGCCCACGGCCCCGUCAUUACAGAACAGAGGCAUUCUCAGCCGAGACCCUGAUGACGACGGCGCCUUCCCCGACUUCGACUCAUGGCUGCUCUUCACAUUCCUCGGAAACGGCUGCAUAAAGCUCGAGGUUCCCAUCGAGAUGUGCGCCCAUGUAUAUGGCGGCCGUCUACGAGGGCGGGAGAACGAGGAAGUCACCUUCUGGGGCUUCUUCGUCGACGACGACAUUGAUUCAUAG